This is a messenger RNA of Podarcis lilfordi (Lilford's wall lizard), 151 nucleotides long. The record is from the annotation of a GenBank genome assembly. Lineage: Eukaryota; Metazoa; Chordata; Lepidosauria; Squamata; Lacertidae.
GAGAUCAACGGGAGGGUCGUGCAGUUCCCAGCACAAGGCAAGGCACACGUCAAGGUGAAGAUUGAGGGUCAGCAGUGCGACAUGGAGGUGGACUCCGGAUCUGGAUUCACUAUCGUGUCGGACCAGACCGCGAGGACAUUCUUCCCCAGGG